Molecule: messenger RNA, 645 nt
Organism: Panicum virgatum (switchgrass)
Lineage: Eukaryota; Viridiplantae; Streptophyta; Magnoliopsida; Poales; Poaceae
Product: putative germin-like protein 2-1
Exons: 3
Coding region: 1-645 (214 amino acids)
Cellular component (GO): cell wall
Molecular function (GO): manganese ion binding
Source: RefSeq, a predicted model, not a curated record
AUGGCCAUGGCCAGGUCUUGCGACCUCGUCCUGCUUGCUCUUCUUGUUGCAGGCUUGGCGGCGUCUCUGCCUCUGGCCCUCGCCUACGACCCGAGCCCGCUCCAGGACUUCUGCGUCGCCGACGCCGCUUCCGAUGCUACGCAGCGUUUCAUCGCUCCACCAUAUGCUGCUUUGUUCCUGAACGGGGUGGCGUGCAAGGACCCGGCGCGCGUGUCGGCCGGCGACUUCGCCUUCUCGGGCCUCGACGCCGCCGGCGACACGGCGAACGCGCUCGGCUCCCGGGUGACCCUGGUGGACGCGCGCGCGGUGCCGGGGCUCAACUCGCUGGGCGUCUCCAUGGCGAGCCUCGACCUGGCCCCCGGCGGGCUCAACCCGCCGCACACGCACCCGCGCGCCUCCGAGGUGCUCACCGUCGUCGAGGGCCAGAUGCACGCCGGGGGGCUCGUGCACUUCGAGAUCAACUUCGGCGAGCGGCCCGCCGUGUGGAUCGCCGGCCUCAGCAGCCAGAACCCGGGGGUCGUCCGCGUCGCCGACUCGCUCUUCGGCGCCACCCCGGCCGUCACCGACGACGUGCUCGCCAAGGCGUUUGGGAUCGACGCCGCCACCGUGCAGAGGAUCAAGGCGCAGUUCGCCACCAAGAAGUAA